Messenger RNA from Penicillium verhagenii, 831 nucleotides. RefSeq lists its product as uncharacterized. The transcript has 4 exons. Gene Ontology annotation, biological process: secondary metabolite biosynthetic process. Lineage: Eukaryota; Fungi; Ascomycota; Eurotiomycetes; Eurotiales; Aspergillaceae. The coding region runs from base 1 to 831 and encodes 276 amino acids. The record is from RefSeq and is a predicted model, not a curated record.
AUGGCACAACUUGUUCCUCUCCCAGAAGUCGAGCGCCUCAGUGCAUCCGUGAUCAGGAUCCUAGGCGGAAAUCCAGGAAAGUUUACACUGCAAGGAACCAACACAUACCUGAUCGGCCGGGGACACCAACGAAUCCUCAUUGAUACGGGCGAGGGUAAACCCACGUGGGCCGCACGUCUUGAAUCCGUUCUGUCCGAAGAGAAAGCCACGGUGCACCAGGCUCUUCUCACACACUGGCACCACGAUCAUGUGAAUGGCUUAUCGGAUUUACUGAGAAUUUGUCCACAGGCUCAGGUGUUUAAGCACCAGCCCGAUGACGGACAGACUGAUAUCCAAGAUGGUCAGGUAUUCCGCGUGGAAGGGGCGACGCUGACGGCGACGCAUACACCCGGCCACACGGUAGAUCAUAUGGCAUUUGUAAUUGAGGAAGAAGAUGCAAUGUUCACAGGGGAUAUCUACCUGAACAGUCUUCACCGGAUGCGAGAUCGGGUUACAGGCCGCGGAUACCCGGGGCAUGGGGCUGUGCUUGAGAAAGCCAGUGCUCGCAUCAGCGAGUAUAUUCAGCACCGCCAGCAACGGGAAGACGAGGUACUCCGAGUGCUACGGUAUGGGCAGCUAGACAUCUCGGUGGAGGAUCCGUCGCCCGAGCGCAAGGCGUGGACACCGUUAGAGCUGGUGAAACAGAUUUACCGGGGCGUGCCCGAAAGCCUCCAUUUGCCCGCAUCACAUGGGGUGCUGCAGGUGUUGAUGAAAUUGGAGGAUGAGGGGCAGACGGUACAUGAUUCGGAGUCGGGGGAGUGGAGGCUAAGCGGGGAGAAGUCGGCAUUGUAG